Molecule: messenger RNA, 2334 nt
Organism: Dictyostelium discoideum AX4
Lineage: Eukaryota; Evosea; Eumycetozoa; Dictyosteliales; Dictyosteliaceae
Exons: 3
Coding region: 1-2334 (777 amino acids)
Biological process (GO): proteolysis
Cellular component (GO): cytoplasm
Molecular function (GO): omega peptidase activity; serine-type peptidase activity
Source: RefSeq, a predicted model, not a curated record
AUGAAAGAAAUAAUUAAUAAUUUUAAAGAAAUAAUAUCAAUACCAACAGUUGUAAAUUCAAAUUUCACAGGAUUUGAUGAAGAAACAGUUAAUGUUUCAAUUGCAUUAUCUCAAACUGAUUUCGAAAAUAAGAAAAAUAAAUUAUAUCAAAUAGAUAAAUCAAUUUUAUUUCAAUUAAAUGGGAACAAUAUAGAUAAAGUUAUUUCUUCACCAUUCCCAAUUGAAAUAACUACAACAAAUAUUUCAAUUUCAAAUUCAUUUUCAAAAAAAUUAAUAAUUAAAGAAAUUAACAAUACAGAAUUUGAAUAUCAUUUUGAUAUUAUUACAAAUAGCAAUAAUUUAAUUACCACAAUCAAAUCAAAAGAUAUACAUAGAAAAAUUUUAAAUGAUGAAUGGUUUGGAGGAUUUUCAUGGUCACCAUGUGAAAAUUUUAUAGCUUUUAUUGCAGAUAAUAAAAUAAAAAAUAGUUCAGGUUUCUUUGAAAAAGAUUUAAAAAAUAAAGAAAAUAUAGGUGAUCAAUAUUUAUAUAAGGAAAAUUUAGGUGAAACAUAUUCAAAUGUACAUAAUCCAACAAUUUUUAUAAUUGAUUUAAUAAAAGAAUCUGUUUAUCCAAUUGAACCAUUCCCAAUUGAUUCAAUAAUGGCAGGUCAAGUUAUUUGGGAACCAAAUGGAAAUGGAUUUUUAUUUUUAGGUUGGGAAAUUGGAAAAAGAAUUUAUGGAAUGAAAUUAUGUUUUAGUAGAAUUAAUUCAAUUUAUUAUUUUAAUUUUAAAAUUUUUUUACAAAUCGAAAGAAAUAAUAACAAUAAUAAAAAUUCAAAUGAUAAAUUUGCAUAUAUAAAAAAUUUAAUUAAUUCAAAUAAAAAAGUUAGUUUUAGAAGUUUAAGAUUUUCACCAGACGGUAAUAAUUUGGUUUUUAUUGGAUUUGACGAAUUAAUUCAUAAUCAUAAUUCAUGUUCAAAAUUAUUUUUAUUACCUUGGUCAAAAGAAAUUUCAUUACAACUUGGUGGUGCUGGUAGUGCUGGUGGCGCUGGUGGUGCUGGUGGUUAUAGUGAAAUAGAAUUUCAAACAUUGAUAGAUUAUAAAUUUUCAAAUGAUUUAGAAUCAUUUUAUGGAAUUUAUUGUAUGGGAGUUCCUAAAUGUACAUUUAUUAAUAAUGAAACCAUUAUUUUUUCAAAUUCAGUUGGAUCAAUUAAUAAAAUGAUUUCUUUUAAUAUUUUAACCAAAAAAUUAAAAUUUAUAGAAAGUAAAGGAAUUUUCGAAAGUAAUGAUCAAAAACAACAACAACAACUUUUAAAUUAUCAUAUUUACAGUGUUAUGAAAGGAAUGAUUUUAACAAGAGUUUCAUCAAUUAAUAAACCACCUUCAAUUUAUUUACUAAAAAUUGAUAAUAAUUUAAAUAUUAUUAAAUCAAUUGAAAUUUAUAAAUCACCAAUUAAAAAUCAAAAUUUAAUUUCAAGUGAAAUUUCAAUUCAUAAAGUCCCAAUUUCAUAUAAUAAUAGUAGUAAUGAUAAUAAUGAUUAUAGUAAUAUUAAAUCAUUUGAAUUAAUAUAUGUAAAAAAUAAUAAAAACAAUAAUUCCAAUGAGGAUAAUAAUAAUAAUAAUAAUAAUAAUAGUAUAAUAAAAAGACCAACAAUAUUAUUUAUUCAUGGCGGUCCACAUAUGAAUAUUACGAUUGAAUAUACAUAUCCAUUUGGAUAUUUACAAUCAUUAGGUUAUAAUAUAAUUAUACCAAAUUAUAGAGGAUCAAGUGGAUGUGGUAAAGAUUUUAUUGAUUGUUUACCAGGUAAAAUUGGUACACUUGAUAAAGAAGAUUGUUUAUCUUCUUUAAAUUAUUCAAUUGAAUUUAUUGAUAAACAAGGUAUUGAUAUUAAUAGAAUAUCAAUUAUUGGAGGUAGUCAUGGUGGUUAUUUAGCAACAUACCUAUCAAUUGAACCAUUAAUUAAAACAGUAAUUUUAAGAAAUCCAGUUAUUGAUAAUAGUUUUUUAGCUACAUUAACUGAUAUUCAAGAUUGGUGUUUGUUUAAAUGUGGUAUUGAUAAAAAUAAUCUAUAUAAUUCGUUACCAACAUUAAAAGAAUUGGAAAUCAUGAGAAAUUGUUCACCAAGUACUUGUUUUGAUCAAAUUAAAAUACCAAUUUUAUUAUUACUUGGAGAAAAAGAUAAAAGAGUUUAUAGUAAAUCACAAGGACUCUUAUUAUAUAAUAAUUUAAUUGAAAGAAAUAUAAAAACAAAAUGUUUAAUGUAUUUAAACGAAAGUCAUUCUUUAGAUAAUACAAUUGAUUCAAAAUUAGAUCAAUGGAUAAAUAUUGCUAAAUGGUUAAAUGAAAAUUGUUAG